This is a messenger RNA of Orycteropus afer afer, 1915 nucleotides long. It is a transcript of the gene KLC1, whose product is annotated as kinesin light chain 1. Gene Ontology annotation, biological process: axo-dendritic transport. NCBI's taxonomy places the organism in Eukaryota, Metazoa, Chordata, Mammalia, Tubulidentata, Orycteropodidae. Gene Ontology annotation, cellular component: kinesin complex; cytoplasm; membrane-bounded organelle. The record is from RefSeq and is a predicted model, not a curated record. Gene Ontology annotation, molecular function: kinesin binding.
AUGUAUGACAACAUGUCCACAAUGGUGUACAUAAAGGAAGACAAGCUGGAGAAGCUGACGCAAGACGAGAUCAUUUCUAAGACCAAGCAGGUGAUCCAGGGGCUGGAGGCCCUCAAGAAUGAGCAUAACUCCAUCUUACAAAGUCUGCUGGAGACACUCAAGUGUUUGAAGAAGGACGAUGAGAGCAACCUGGUGGAGGAGAAAUCCAACAUGAUCCGGAAGUCGCUGGAGAUGCUGGAGCUCGGCCUGAGUGAGGCGCAGGUGAUGAUGGCUCUGUCCAAUCACCUGAACGCCGUGGAGUCGGAGAAGCAGAAGCUGCGUGCCCAGGUGCGCCGUCUGUGCCAGGAGAACCAGUGGCUGCGGGAUGAGCUGGCCAACACGCAGCAGAAGCUGCAGAAGAGUGAGCAGUCCGUGGCCCAGCUGGAGGAAGAGAAGAAGCAUCUGGAGUUCAUGAACCAGCUGAAGAAAUACGACGAUGACAUCUCUCCCUCCGAGGACAAAGACACUGAUUCUACCAAAGAGCCUCUGGACGACCUCUUCCCCAAUGACGAGGAUGAGCCCGGACAAGGCAUCCAGCAGCAGCACAGCAGUGCAGCGGCCGCGGCCCAGCAGGGCGGCUACGAGAUCCCCGCACGGCUGCGUACCCUGCACAACCUCGUCAUCCAGUACGCGUCACAGGGCCGCUACGAGGUUGCUGUGCCCCUCUGCAAGCAGGCCCUGGAGGACCUGGAGAAGACGUCUGGGCACGACCACCCGGACGUGGCCACCAUGCUGAACAUCCUGGCCCUGGUGUACAGGGAUCAGAAUAAAUACAAAGAUGCUGCCAAUCUUCUGAACGAUGCAUUGGCCAUCCGUGAGAAGACCCUGGGCAAAGACCACCCUGCGGUGGCGGCGACUCUCAAUAACCUUGCCGUGCUCUACGGUAAAAGAGGGAAGUACAAGGAGGCAGAGCCGCUGUGCAAGAGGGCUCUGGAGAUCAGAGAGAAGGUCCUAGGCAAGGACCACCCAGAUGUGGCAAAGCAGCUGAACAACCUGGCCUUGCUGUGCCAGAACCAGGGCAAGUACGAGGAGGUGGAGUAUUACUACCAGCGCGCCCUCGAGAUCUACCAGACCAAGCUGGGGCCUGACGACCCCAACGUGGCCAAGACAAAGAACAACCUGGCCUCCUGCUAUCUGAAGCAAGGGAAGUUCAAACAAGCAGAAACGCUAUACAAGGAGAUUCUCACGCGUGCACACGAGAGGGAGUUUGGUUCUGUAGACGAUGAGAAUAAACCCAUUUGGAUGCAUGCUGAAGAAAGAGAGGAGUGCAAAGGAAAGCAGAAGGAUGGGACGUCUUUUGGCGAGUACGGUGGCUGGUAUAAAGCUUGCAAAGUUGACAGUCCGACCGUCACGACCACUUUAAAAAACCUCGGUGCUCUCUACCGACGCCAGGGCAAGUUUGAGGCUGCAGAGACCUUGGAGGAAGCUGCUAUGAGGUCACGUAAACAGGGUCUUGACACUGCACACAAGCAGAGAGUGGCCGAAGUGCUCAAUGACCCUGAGAGCUCAGAGAAGCGGCGCAGCCGGGAGAGCCUCAGUGCGGACGUGGUCAAGUACGAGAGCGGCCCCGACGGCGGCGAGGAAGUGAGUAUGAGCGUAGAGUGGAACGGGGACGGCUCUGGAUCUUUAAAGCGCAGUGGUUCCUUUAGCAAGCUCCGGGCUUCCAUUAGACGCAGCAGCGAGAAGCUGGUUAGGAAACUGAAGGGAGGAAGCUCGCGGGAGAGUGAGCCCAAGAACCCUGGCCUGAAGCGUGCCAGUUCUCUGAAUGUCCUUAACGUGGGUGGCAAGGCAGCUGAAGACCACUUCCAAGAACGAAACACCGGUCUGGCCGACUCGCGAGCUCUGAGUGCCAGCCACACUGACCUGGCCCGCUGAG